Molecule: messenger RNA, 1252 nt
Organism: Hyalella azteca
Lineage: Eukaryota; Metazoa; Arthropoda; Malacostraca; Amphipoda; Hyalellidae
Gene: mRpL10
Product: 39S ribosomal protein L10, mitochondrial
Exons: 5
Coding region: 41-928 (295 amino acids)
Biological process (GO): translation
Cellular component (GO): mitochondrial large ribosomal subunit
Molecular function (GO): structural constituent of ribosome
Source: RefSeq, a predicted model, not a curated record
GUCUGAAAAGGUUCUACAAAUUUUAUAACUGGUGCUGACAAUGUUGCAGUCUAAGCUUAGAUUAUCAAAUAUUUUUAGGAGCAGCAGCCUUUUGCUUGAGAGAUGGUAUCACUGUGCUUCAUUUCAAUCUACCAAUGCAUCAUCUCUGCCAAUUUUAGAAAAAGUAUACAGUUUUCAAAAUCAGUUUCAUCUUGACCUUAAUACACCUAUGGUUCAGUCUGUGAGGUGGAGACGUCCACUUGGCAUAAAGAGAGCAAAAAUUCCUCAUAAAGCAAGAGCUCUGGCUAUUGAGUUAACGUAUGAAAAAUACAAUUAUCCACUAGCUGGUUUACCUGCAUCGGAAACUUGUAUCAAUGCUGUUAAGGCCAAAUAUGUUAAAAAGGAGGAGGAUAAUCCUUUUGAAAAAAUUUUGGCUCGUGAGUUUUUGGAGGAGGUGAAAGCUGGUCAGAUGUUUGUUGUGGGUCACAUGCAUCCGUGCACUGCUGAGGAACUUUUCGAGCAGCGAGUCUUGCUGCACAGGAAUAACAUGAAGUAUCUCUUCCACAAUGAAAAUAUUGCUAAAUUGGCCUUCACAGGAACAAAGUAUGAGAGCUUGCUGCACCUGUAUGUGAUGUUCAGCAUCAACAUUGUCUGCUAUGAUAAAGACUUCAGCAAGUUGUUGAAGCUGGAGCGCCAACUGCCCUUUUUAACGAUACUGGGAGUGGUGGUAGAGGAUCGGAUCCUCUCUGUGGCAGACCUGAAACGAGCCGCCGAGCUCCCGUCCCUGCCGCUUAUGCAUGCAACCCUGCUUCAGACCCUGACUUCUCAGCAGCAGACUCUGACCCGUCAGCUCAACGCCCAGCAGACGGAGCUUGCAGGCGCACUGCAGAGAUAUUCAGAGAUGUCUCAUGCCGAAACAGCCUCAUCAACUCCCCCGUCUGAGAGCUAAAAAGAUUCAAAGCGCCUUGUACAUUUUGUAAAUAAUUGAAAAAUUAGUUACAAAUAUUCCAUUAGAUUUUCCAAAAUUUGACGUUCCUGUUUCUCUCAGCUUGUUGACCGAUAAAUUAUUUUCUUAGCUUGUUAACAAUCGUCUUGGAAUUCAGCCGGUGAAAUAAGUUUUUUCUACAUAGCAGAAGUUAUUAUCUCUUCAGCAUGUCUUAGGUGUGGGAGGUCAAGGAUACGAGCCCAAAAAAAUGAUUUUGUAAUUCAUUCAUUUCAAUAGAUUUACAAAUAAAUACCUCUGGACUGAACGAUAUCUGAUCUCUUAUUUACA